Messenger RNA from Dermacentor silvarum, 441 nucleotides. RefSeq names its product baculoviral IAP repeat-containing protein 5-like. Bases 1 to 441 code for a protein of 146 amino acids. Lineage: Eukaryota; Metazoa; Arthropoda; Arachnida; Ixodida; Ixodidae. The record is from RefSeq and is a predicted model, not a curated record. The transcript is spliced from 2 exons.
AUGAUGGCCGCAACCGGUUUCUACCAUUGUCCCAUGGAGAACGAGCCAGACCUUGCUCGUUGGUACGUGUGCCUCAAGGAGAUGGCCGCAGACGGUUUCUACCAUUGUUUCAUGGAGAACGAGCCAGACCUUGCUCGUUGCUACGUGUGCCUCAAGGAGAUGGCCGCAGCCGUCUUCUACCAUUGUUUCAUGGAGAACGAGCCAGACCUUGCUCGCUGCUACGUGUGCUUCAAGGGGAUGGCCGAGUGGAAGCCGAACGCCGACCCGUUCGAGGAGCACGCUCGUUCCACCGAGUGCGAGUUUCUUCGCUUGGGUAAAAAGCCGGAGGAGUUGACUGUUCUGUACUUUUUUCAACUGGAGAAAGCUCGCAUGCAGAACAAGGUGCGAAAAUACGUGGCAGUUCGCGAGGCGGAGAAGGCGCUGAACGAGUUGCCAAUGUGA